AUGUUCGUCGAAACAUCUAUCAACACGCUCCCACUUGAGCUCUUAUCGGCCAUCUUCACACACGUACGCGACUCGAAAAAUGGACAAGAGUCAAUCGGACAAUGCCGUCUGGUCUCGCGACGAUUCCGGGAGCAUGCCUCGGUAUUAUUAAUCAAUGAGAUCACCGUCCGUCUAAGCUCAGAGUCGUUUACCGACCUGGAGACCAUCGCCUCUCAUCCUGUCUUCAGCAAGGGCGUGAAGAGAGUCAACAUCAAUGCGUCCUUCUACGAGGCUGAACUGGCGCAAAAUAAGCAGAUGUACAUGGCGGAGGCUCGAUCGCGGCUUUUACGACACUGGGAGACCAUGGAACGCAUGAGACAGUAUAGGAAACGGUACGAAGUCUCGGAUGAGUUAUUUAAUUGGCUGGGAGAGAUUGCCUGGGGAGGAAGCUCGGAUCUCCAGCAAUUGAUAGGAGGGGAUGCUCUGGAAACGGCACCUACACCUAUCCAGAUAUUGUUUCUUCGAAUGUACGACAUGUACGUGGCAAGAUUUGAUGAUCAGGAGACUCUGCGGAAGGAUAAUGCACAUAUCGGGCGCCUUGCCAAUGCCCUGUCUUCUUUACCAGGCCUCAUGUCGCUGAACUUGGAUGAUACGCACGGUCAGAGAAUUUUAUCCAAAACGGCGCAACUUGGGAAUGGCAAUCUUGCACCUGAAGAUUUUGAGGAUACCGGAUUCAAUCGCGACGUAUUACAACAUUUCGAUAAUGGAAUUCGCCAGUCCAGUUGGUCAGGGUCGUUCCAUACAAACGGGAAUCGUCGGCAUAACGGUGAAGUCGAAGCUUCGACAACUCCACCAGUGGAGAUGCUUGGAGAGCUUUGCUCUCAACUUGCAGAGAAAGGCAUCAGACCAAAGGAGUUCAAAAUCUCGCUGAAACCUCCCCCGGAUAUGCGAGUGUUGACGAUAACGUCCGUGCAGCAGGAGCGCAUGGAACAACUUGUCUCUCAUGCUUCCAGUCUGACAUUUCAUUUCGAUUUCUUCGCUCGUCCGCACAGUCUCCAAGAGAAUCCAAGACACGAGAUGCUUGCUCUCUGCUCCAUCACCAAGCCCUUCUUCAGCGCACCACAUCUCCAGACCCUGGAGAUCUACUUCAAAGAAUAUCCCAGAAAUAUCAUAAACGACUCAGAGCCCACCGUCUCUCUCAAUGAGAUCCUCCCAUUAGACAUGACCUGGCCACAACUGGAAACUCUACGUCUGAAGUACCAACCCAUGACGAUUGACGAGCUGAGAAGCUUAGUUAGUAGACAGCGGGAAAGCGUGCGUCAUCUUGAUCUCACGUCUCUCUGGCUCUUGACAGGCAGUGUCUAUGAUGUGUUGGAGGCGGCGCGGGGCUUUUCGAAGCUUGAAAAGGUGAUCAUGCCAUUCCCGAAGGGAUCUGGUUUUGAAGGUACUGGAACUUUAGACUUUGAGUGGCCUGCAGAAGAGAUUUCGCGGUAUUUGCUUCGGGAGACUGAUGUUCAUCCGCUUGGGGAUGAGUUGGUGUACAAGAGGAGAUGA
Fusarium coffeatum is the source of this 1533-nucleotide messenger RNA. RefSeq lists its product as uncharacterized. The transcript has a single exon. NCBI's taxonomy places the organism in Eukaryota, Fungi, Ascomycota, Sordariomycetes, Hypocreales, Nectriaceae. The record is from RefSeq and is a predicted model, not a curated record. The coding region runs from base 1 to 1533 and encodes 510 amino acids.